GUGCUACGUAGUAUACAUUAUUUAUUCAAUUAAAUUGAGUAAUUUAAAAGAAAAAUAAUAACAUUUCUGUAAUAGAAACUUUUGCUUAUCAAAUGUGUCUGUGUAGAAGAGUUUGUAGCAACGAGAGUGAAAGGUUUACCAAUCAUGUCCUUUCAAUGUUACCAACUACGUUACGUAUAUAAGUUCUUACUACGCUGACAAACUGUUUAUGAAGGUUUUUCUGCGGCUGAAGCAAAUUUGUAGUUUUUUAAUAAAUUACAUCGCAUACUGUUGACACAAAUUCCAAGUACAUUUGAAAAAUUCGGUGUAAAAUCCCUAUGCACCCUGCAAAGUUUGUUCAAUAAGAAGAAAAAGCAAAAAGGAAACAAUCGGUUAAGUGAAAAUAAAUUGUUGAAAGAGCCACUGCUUUGGAGUAUUUACUUUUAUUUACGUACUUCUUCCGCUGAAAGUCACAUAGACUGUGUUCUUUCAGUGACAGUGUACUUUAGUCAAUUAUCAAUUUAUGAAAUUAAAGUGCAAUAUUAUAUUGCAAAAAUUACUUUAUUAUCUUAAAUUUUAGAUGAUGAUCGAUAAGUUUAAUAUCUUAAUGAAGAUCGGACAUUACGAAACUCUAUGAAUAUUAAAAGCAUUCAAAUGGCGUAAUUAUGAGUCAUCAUUUAUUGCAUAACUCCUACAAAAAACAAUAAAAGAGUUUUUUCUUGCGCUACUCAUUAUAGCAAUUAAUUUUCAGAUAAAAUCGCAUAAGGUUUAAAUUUCUUCAAUUUUAUAUUACAAUAAUCGGAAUAGGUGCAGUGUAAAACAUUCCACCACAUAGUAUGGCCUCGGUCGCCGCUUGGCUGCCAUUUGCACGGGCGGCGGCCAUCGGUUGGGUUCCAAUUGCUACACACCCAUUACCGCCUCCACCCAUACCAAAAGACCGUCGCAAAACUGACGAUGAAAAGCUUUUAAUUAAUGUUUCUGGACGUCGUUUUGAAACGUGGCGAAAUACGCUUGAAAAGUAUCCGGAUACGUUACUGGGAUCUAAUGAACGUGAGUUCUUUUACGACGAGGAUUGUAAAGAAUAUUUCUUUGAUAGAGAUCCAGAUAUUUUUCGUCAUAUACUCAACUAUUAUCGCACGGGAAAACUUCAUUAUCCUAAACAUGAAUGCCUCACAAGUUACGAUGAAGAAUUGGCAUUCUUUGGUAUUAUGCCUGAUGUAAUUGGGGAUUGUUGUUAUGAAGAUUACCGUGAUCGAAAGCGGGAGAAUGCCGAACGAUUGAUGGAUGACAAAUUGUCAGAAAACGGUGAUCAGAAUUUGCAACAGUUAACAAAUAUACGUCAAAAAAUGUGGCGCGCAUUUGAAAAUCCGCACACUUCAACAGCGGCUUUGGUUUUUUACUAUGUAACAGGAUUUUUUAUCGCAGUCUCUGUAAUGGCCAAUGUUGUAGAGACAGUUCCAUGUGGUCAUAGACCCGGACGAGCCGGUACUCUGCCGUGUGGUGAACGUUAUAAAAUCGUAUUUUUCUGCCUCGACACCGCCUGCGUCAUGAUAUUUACCGCAGAAUAUUUGUUACGUCUAUUUGCUGCACCCGACCGCUGCAAAUUUGUGCGCAGCGUAAUGAGUAUUAUUGAUGUUGUUGCUAUACUGCCAUAUUAUAUUGGAUUGGGCAUUACUGAUAACGAUGACGUGAGUGGAGCCUUUGUGACGUUACGUGUCUUCCGUGUUUUUCGAAUUUUCAAAUUCUCACGGCAUUCACAAGGCCUACGGAUACUUGGCUACACAUUAAAGUCAUGUGCUUCAGAAUUGGGAUUUCUGGUAUUCUCACUGGCAAUGGCGAUUAUCAUAUUUGCAACGGUUAUGUUUUAUGCUGAAAAGAACGUCAACGGGACGAAUUUCACAUCUAUUCCGGCUGCUUUCUGGUACACUAUAGUAACAAUGACAACACUGGGUUAUGGUGACAUGGUGCCUGAAACUAUUGCUGGAAAAAUUGUUGGUGGCGUUUGUUCUCUCAGUGGAGUUCUUGUGAUCGCUUUACCUGUUCCAGUUAUUGUUUCAAACUUUAGUAGAAUAUAUCAUCAGAACCAGAGAGCUGAUAAACGAAAAGCACAGCGGAAAGCCCGUUUGGCUAGAAUAAGAAUUGCUAAGGCAUCUUCGGGUGCGGCAUUUGUUAGUAAGAAGAAAGCUGCAGAAGCUCGUUGGGCCGCACAAGAGUCAGGAAUUGAAUUGGACGAUAACUAUAGGGAUGAGGACAUAUUCGAACUGCAACACCAUCAUCUUUUGCGAUGUCUUGAGAAAACAACUGAUCGCGAAUUUGUUGAGCUUGAAAUACCGUACAAUGGUCAACCGAAGCGUACUGGUUCUCCAUCGCCGAUGGCUAGUCCUGCUCAUUCAACGAAUAGUGCUGUUGGCUUAAUGCAAUCAUGUUGCGGCCGAUGCUGUUCUCAACGUUAUCAGGCUUGCGGAAAGUAUAUGCCGGCUUCAGGCAAUGCUCAAAACAAUGAAAACAACCAGCCAAUGGACGGUACAUACCUGGUGGAAGCUUCCUUUUAAUGCGUAAUAUUCUUAUUUACUGCAAGUUAAAUGGACAUUGAAGACAACCAACUUACUCCCAAGACUGUGAAGUCCGCGAUUGCUGCACCUAGAACAUAAGCUCCACCCAUCGCCGCACCAAGGACACGAAGAGUCUUGCGUCCGCCAAGGCAAUCACCUGUUGCAACAUCUAGGGAUACAUAAGAAGAUACAUUUGAAGAAAAUUUGCCUCCCCGAUGCAGCUUAUGCCAUCGACCCCACGUUCUGAAGAGGUGCACUAUCUUCAAAAGCAUGAAACCAGCUCAACGCCAACAGAUCGCCCGCGCACACGGACAUUGCAUGAAUUGCUUGGCAGACUCCCACACAACAUUCGAAUGUCCAACCGACGGGUCAUGUCAAUACUGUCAACGCCCUCAUCAUACCCUGUUUCAUCGGUUCCCUCGCCGAGUCAAUCCACCAGCAAUUCACACAAAUAAUAGACACAGACAAGACGAGGAUCCUAUCCAGCGCCGAAGAGUGCAUCAUUCCAAGCGCACCAGGGGAGCGCACUCACGACCACCUGCCCCAAACUACGGUCAUCGUAACCAACAACGCAAACCAACUGGGCUGAACGCCGUAGUGAGCACUCUGCAACGGUUGCAAAGACUUCUAGGCGAUUAAUCCGCCUAGGGGGGCCGGGAUGUUUAUGCGACCUCUCAUCUUGUGAUAUUUUGCUACGCCGCACAUAUCAUCCUGGCAGCACUCAUCGCACAAAACCCACACACAACACAACAAAAGGUCAUACCACCCAAUGCAACCCAACAUGUCAUCCACACAACCACAGCUACACAUCAUACCAACCACACUACACACCAACACA
Bactrocera tryoni is the source of this 3369-nucleotide messenger RNA. RefSeq names its product potassium voltage-gated channel protein Shal (gene Shal). The record is from RefSeq and is a predicted model, not a curated record. Gene Ontology annotation, cellular component: voltage-gated potassium channel complex; membrane. Bases 816 to 2531 code for a protein of 571 amino acids. Gene Ontology annotation, molecular function: A-type (transient outward) potassium channel activity; protein binding. The transcript is spliced from 7 exons. Gene Ontology annotation, biological process: protein homooligomerization; potassium ion transmembrane transport. Lineage: Eukaryota; Metazoa; Arthropoda; Insecta; Diptera; Tephritidae.